AUGAGCUGGAGUUUCCUGACGCGUCUCCUGGACGAGAUAUCCAACCACUCUACCUUUGUGGGCAAGAUCUGGCUCACGCUGCUCAUCGUCUUCCGCAUUGUGUUGACUGCUGUGGGAGGCGAGUCCAUCUACUACGAUGAACAGAGCAAGUUUGUGUGCAAUACGCACCAACCCGGUUGCGAGAAUGUGUGCUACGACGCCUUUGCACCGCUCUCGCACAUCCGCUUCUGGGUCUUCCAGGUGAUCAUGAUCACCACCCCCACCAUCAUGUACCUGGGCUUCGCCAUGCACAAAAUCGCCCGCAUGGACGACGAUGAGUACAGGCCCCGCGGGAAGAGUAUGCCCAUGGUGAGCCUAGGGACCAACCGGAACUACGAGGAGGCGGAGGACAAUGGCGAGGAGGACCCCAUGAUCUCGGAGGAGAUCGAGUUGGAGAAGAAGGAGAAGCCUAGCAAGAAGCAUGACGGGCGCCGGCGCAUCAAGCGCGACGGCCUCAUGAAGGUGUACGUGUUCCAGCUGCUGUCGCGUGCUGCUUUCGAGGUCUCCUUUCUGUUCGGCCAGUACAUCCUCUACGGCCUGGAGGUGUCUCCCUCGUACAUGUGCACACGCUCACCCUGCCCACACACAGUGGACUGCUUCGUGUCGCGUCCCACGGAGAAAACCAUCUUCCUGCUCAUCAUGUAUGCGGUGAGUGCCCUCUGUCUGCUCUUCACCGUGCUGGAGAUCCUCCACCUGGGUUAUAGCGGCAUACGGGACUGUUACUGCCGCCCUCGUCCUCGCCCCCCAACCCCCCACCAACUGGCCAGUCAGCGUCCCUCACUAAGUGGCCGCCAGGUACCCACAGCUCCUCCGGGCUACAACACAGCGCUGAAGAAGGACCCCAAGGGCAUGCGAUUGGAUUACAACCUGGGCGACUCGGGCCGUGAGUCGUUUGGGGACGAGGCAUCUCAGCGGGAGCUGGAGAGGCUAAGAAGGCAUCUGAAGCUGGCCCAGCAGCACCUGGACCUGGCCUACCAGAAUGAGGACAACAGCAGCACGUCGCGGAGCAACAGCCCAGAGUCCAACGGGACGGCCGUGGAGCAGAACCGCCUCAACUUUGCCCAGGAGAAGCAAAGCAGCACCUGCGAGAAAGGUGAGUAG
This is a messenger RNA of Coregonus sp. 'balchen', 1140 nucleotides long. Lineage: Eukaryota; Metazoa; Chordata; Actinopteri; Salmoniformes; Salmonidae. The record is from the annotation of a GenBank genome assembly.